Daucus carota subsp. sativus is the source of this 672-nucleotide messenger RNA. Its product is annotated as NEDD8-specific protease 1-like. Gene Ontology annotation, biological process: protein deneddylation; proteolysis. The coding region runs from base 1 to 672 and encodes 223 amino acids. The record is from RefSeq and is a predicted model, not a curated record. The transcript has a single exon. Lineage: Eukaryota; Viridiplantae; Streptophyta; Magnoliopsida; Apiales; Apiaceae. Gene Ontology annotation, molecular function: deNEDDylase activity; cysteine-type peptidase activity.
AUGGCGAAAACAGCAGAGGAGGAUAUUAUUCUAAGCUACAAUGAUGUUGUACUUCAGCAAUUAGAUUUACACAUUUUAAGUGAGCCAGAAUUUCUCAAUGAUCGAAUCAUCGAGUUUUAUUUAAGCUAUCUACAUUCACAAUUUCCUUCACUGGACAUCUUGUUGGUCCCACCUUCAGUAUCGUUUUGGAUAACAAAGUGCCCUAAUGUGGAAAGCAUUAAACAUGUGGAACCCCUAAAACUACCUGAAAAGAAGUUGAUCAUCUUUCCGGUCAAUGAUAACACUGACUUGACAAAGGCUGAAGGUGGAAAUCAUUGGAGCUUGCUUGCUUUCGAGAGAGAUACCAACUUAUAUGUGCAUCAUGCCAGUCUUGGAGGGUAUAACACUUGCCAUGCUAAGCGACUUUAUGAGGCAGUUGUUCCACAUAUGGAGUCUUCUACUACAAAAUCUUGUGGGCGUUUUGUUGAAUGUUCUAGCACUCCCCAGCAAAAAAAUGGUUACCACUGUGGGUUGUAUUUUCUAGCAAUUGCACGAGUCAUCUGGUUAUGGGACAGUAGCAGUGGACCAAAAGAGGAGGGAUUGUGGUAUUCUUCUGUAGAGCAGCAAGUUACUCCAUCCGUUCUAACACAUACAACAACAAUCAAGGAAAAUCAUUCAACACAUAAUUUAUAG